AUACUGCUGAACUACAGAAGGAUUCCUUGGAAGCACUGCAAUUUCAGACUGGAAGGCUGCUAUAUCUCUUGGUCCUUCUGUUGUCAAGAGUAUUUCACAGCCAACUUAAGUAGUAGCAAAUUACCUAUUGGCUCUAAAAGACUGGACUGAGUGCAUCUCAACAGCUUUUUGGAAAGUAGUUUUGAUCUUGGAAAGAUGAAGACAAUCGCUUCUGCAAUGGAGACUGGAUUGAACGUUGACAUGGAGAGCCAAUUGCAACCAUCUUCUGAAGAGACUUAUCAUUUUACAAACGUAACUGAGCUACCAGGUUUAGUGUAUUGUGGGAACUCUGAAGAAUUGCUCCAUCAGAUGACACCAGAGGAAGCAUCUCGAUUCUGGAAAGAUGGCUCAUCACUUGUGGGCACUCAAGCAUUGCAACCAACAAGCAGCCAGUCAUGGCCAGAUGCCACGAACUGUGAAAAGCUGCAAUCUAAUGAAACGGAUAGUCCUCUGAAGAGCUCAGAACCAGCAAGUUCAUCUGAAGAGGUUGUGGCGGGUAUGGAUACUGUUCCUGAGGUUGUAUCGCCCUUGUCCCUUCCACUGAAAAACAGAUGGAUGCUUCAACUCCACCUAGAGGAUGACAUUGAAGAUUACUUGGAGGGAUUUGAGUCCGUGGCCUACACCAACCGCUGGCCCAGGGCAGAGUGGGUUACUAAACUGAAGCCAUAUCUGAGCCGCAAAGCUCUUUUGGCUUGCAGCAUCUUGGAACCCAAUCUUGCUAAUGACUACGACAUGGUCAAAGAGCGCAUCCUGCAGCAAUAUGGCAUCACGACAGAAAUGCAACACCAGUGCUUCAGGCAGUUCCGAUACCAGGAAGCCAAAGGCCCCCGAGAAACCUGCCAAAUUCUCCAGGUCCUUGGACAGCGCUGGUUGAAGCCGGAAAGGCACACCAAAGAACAGAUUUUGGAGUUACUAAUACUGGAGCAGUUUCUAACCAUCCUGCCCCCAGAAAUACAAGACUGGGUCCAAGGAUGCUGUCCAGAGACUUGUGCUCAGGCUGUGGAUCUCAUUGAAAGUUUUCAGCUGGGAAAUGAGCCACCAGUGCCAUUCAAAGACAUUGAUGUGAGGUUUUCCAGUGAAGAGCAGGCCUUGCUAACUGAAGAGCAACGAGCACUGUACGAUGAUGUCACGAUGGAGAAUUUUCGGAAUGUGUCCAUUCUGGGAAUUCCACUGGAGAAACCCGAGAUAAUCACCCGGAUACAGCAAGGAAGAGAACUGUAUUUUCAGAAUAAUACCAUAAAUUCUCCAAAAGAUCGAUUUAUAGGAAACCAACUGUCACCAACUCUUAUCCAAGGGGCGGAAAAACGUUCUUUAAAGAGAGCCACAAAGACAGUUAAAAUACAAGCCAUCGCAAUGGAAGUACCUCAGGACAGUGUGAGUCUGGGGGAAACACCUGUCAAAGAGUCAUCUUCUAACUCUAUCAAAGAGGCUGCCACAUCAGUCCCCCCAACUAGUACCCUCCCCCUAAAAAAGCCAUUGAUUUCCCCAAAGCAGAAAUCUUCCAAAAAAAAGAAGCAUCAGUCACUCACAAGAGAAAAGUUGGCUUCCACAAAAGGUAGGCCUCAAUCAUUAUUGCUGCAGAAAACAUCUAGAAAACAGGAAUCAGGAAGCCAAAUUUUGACUGCCAAGGCUGGCAAACAAAAGAAGACUCUGGCUCCUCAAGGUGCUAGGCCAUCACAGCUAAAGAAGCCAACUGCAUCAGUAGGGGAGCACUCCAAACAGAAGAAAAAAUCUGAGGUUCUGAACAAACCACCCAUGCUGAACAAGGAAACCCAGUUGUGUGAAAAGAUUGUCCAGGAGAAAGAUCAUCAGCAGGCAUUUCUGGAAGUAAAAGUCCACGAAGCCCCUCUCCCGGUCACCACGUGGAAUCCUCCUUUCAGUGCCACUGUGGUCUCCGAUCUCACGUGCCCGGAUUGCGGACGGUCCUUCAAGCAGAGGUUUGACCUGCGCCAACACCGAUAUGUUCAUACCCGGGAGAAGCCAUAUGCCUGCACAUUGUGUGAAAAGUCUUUCAGGCAUCCGAGCAACUUACAUAUCCAUUUGCGGACGCAUAGCGGGGAACGACCCUAUCAGUGUCCCGAAUGCGGGAAAGCUUUUUCCCAAAGUUGCAACCUUCGGACUCAUCUCAAGAUCCAUACAGGUAACAAGCCGUACAAGUGCUUUGUCUGUGGCAAGUCCUUCUGCCAUAGCUCCAAUCUCACCAUCCAUCAGCGAGUGCACACUGGAGAACGGCCUUAUCCUUGCUCGGUCUGCUCCAAGCGUUUCAGUGACAGGUCCACCCUGGUGCAGCAUGAAAGGACCCAUACCGGCGAGAAGCCCUAUCCUUGUUCAGUCUGUGGACAGAGGUUCAGCCAGAUAUCUCACCUCAUGAAGCAUGGCCGCAUGCAUCCAGAUACCGCUGACCCAGCAGGGCCCACUGAAGACCCAUCUUCCAACACUUCCGAGGAGGUCUUUAUGCCACCUGAUGGACAAGCCUCUUUCCGAAUGAAGGGUGAAAAUCCACCCUCAUCGGGUGAGAAUCUUGCCUGGAUUUCAAAAACAUGGGCUUCUUCUUCCAAGGCUAACGGUCAGCAGAAUUGCACCGCUACAUAGAGGUGGCUGGGCAUCCUGGGAAGCCAAAAGAGAAACCAAGGCUUGCGAUGGGCAAAAGAAAUGGCUGGCAGAGAAAUAGUAACAGAAAACAUAGGAAGGGAUGAGAGACUUGUUAAGGCUGCAGGCCUCCCUUGCAAUCGAUUGUAAAUUGCUAGGCUUCAUUAUCACAUUCAGAGGAGCAUCUGAAAAAAAAAAUAGUCUGGGUAUGGUAUACAGUUUAUAAAAAAAACCCCAAAUAUUUUCACAACGUUCUUUUUCUUUAGCAUUUUUUCUUUUAAAACAAAUAUUUCUCAUUCCUAAAUAUUUGACUAGCCUUUUUUGCUGCCAUCAUCUCCAGGGAUUAACACUGCAUGUGGAAACAGACAACAGGUGGAAAACUCAAGGCAUCGUUGCUCCCUUAGUUAUUAUCACAAAAACGGCAAGAAAAAGCUUCUUGUAAGAUGUAAGGAAAGUGCAUUGUGUUUGCAAACCAGUAAUAUUCAGUAGCUGCUCCUGAGUUAGAGCAAAUGAGAAAAAGAAAUGAGGAGAGAGACUCGUGGAGUCAAAGAAGAGCUACCUGAAGACAGAGCCAAGAUACUUUUGAUACCUGUUAAAGGUUUUGUAAAGCCAGCAUAUUUUUUAUUUUUCCUACCUCUGGAAUUGCAGGGCAUCUUCUACACCAGGAUUUCCCAACCUUGACAAGUUCAAGACACAUAGACUUCAACUUUCAAAAUUUCCCAGACAGACAGAC
Molecule: messenger RNA, 3361 nt
Organism: Protobothrops mucrosquamatus (brown spotted pit viper)
Lineage: Eukaryota; Metazoa; Chordata; Lepidosauria; Squamata; Viperidae
Product: zinc finger protein 479-like
Exons: 5
Coding region: 196-2631 (811 amino acids)
Biological process (GO): regulation of transcription by RNA polymerase II
Molecular function (GO): RNA polymerase II cis-regulatory region sequence-specific DNA binding; DNA-binding transcription factor activity, RNA polymerase II-specific
Source: RefSeq, a predicted model, not a curated record